UUUUUCAUAUCAAAUCCCCCCUUUGGUGAUGGGCUAGUCGGCAAACAAUUCGAAGGGGAACUGAAGAAACGCCGCGAAUCCACCUGCACUCUGCCAAACCUAGGUGUGGAUCUGCAGACGAAACUCCUCGGCUUUCUCAAGAUUUGCCCCCAGUUCCUCGCUUCUGUCGCUUCGUCGCUUCGCUGGGCAAUUUUCCCGAGGCCCAAAAUGGCUGCUGCCUCUUCUUCUUCUUCUCUUAAGAAGUUGCUUCCGCUGGGAAGACUCUCAAGAGCUCUGAAGCCGCCUCCUUCUUCUCGUUCUUCUUCUUCUUUGGUUUCAUUUUUGUCCCAUAGAUUGAACCAAUCAUCUACUCCUUUCUUGAAUUUUCUCGAAAAUUCGAUUUACAAAUCUCCUUUGUCAAUAGCUUCCAAAAGUUUAUGCUCCCGCCCUUUGAAUCAUGACGACGAGUCUCAAGGCCCCGCCGCCAUUGACUAUCGUUCUUUGCUGCAGGAGGAUGAGUUCCACAGGCUAGCUGAUUCCACACUAAAUAAUCUACAAGAGAGAUUUGAGGAAUAUGCUGAUUGCAUCCAAAUUGAUGGCUUUGACAUUGACUACGGGAACCAGGUUCUAACCCUGAAACUCGGCACUUUGGGCACGUAUGUGGUAAACAAACAAACACCGAACAGACAAAUUUGGCUCUCUUCCCCAGUGAGGCAUGGUUGUAAGGUCUUCUACUUCUGCUUCUCAUUACGUUACACCUGCAACCGCCAUGUGACAUUAUAUGUGAACGCUAUUCAACUCCAUGUGCAUUUUGCCUCCCUGAAGUGUAGCUGCCUCAUCAUGCGCAUAUGAAACGCUAUGUUAGACCAUGGGGCUUGGCCGCCGGGUCAUCCUUCCGUGAUCUAUUUUGGAUUCCUAUCAAUAAAUUGACAGAAAAUGAUUCAUAUAGCCGACCCCACUUAGUGGGACUAACGCUUGGUUUUGUUGUUGUAUCAAGGCCAUUUGCACUAUUUAGGAAUUCCCAAGACCUAGAAUUACUGUGUUUGUGAAACUCUAAUAAUUUUUGAGAGGUUGAAUCUUGUUCUCAUAUUUGCCUUCGCUGCCUCGUCUGAAAAUUAUGUUUCUCAUGCAGUGGUCCGUCCAGGUAUGAUUGGGAUUGGAACUCUCAAGCCUGGAUCUAUAGGAGGAAUAAAGCAAAGUUAUUGGAAGUUUUAGAAAAGGAGGUGGAGGAACUCUGCGGGAAACCAAUCAGCCUUUCCUAAGCUGCUGCAAAUUUUGUCCACAUACCAUCAAGUGUUUCUUCAAUUGAUUUUAUGUUGCCAGUACCUUGUCUUUUAUGUUUGCUUCCGAAGUGAGUGAUGUCUAUGUAUCUGUGCUCCGAAUUUUAUAUUAUAUCAUGUAAUUGUUCUAGUAUAUUGUUUGCGCAUGAGCUUGGAAAUGAUGAUUAGAAUUUGUGGAGCAAA
Malania oleifera is the source of this 1442-nucleotide messenger RNA. Its product is annotated as frataxin, mitochondrial. Gene Ontology annotation, molecular function: ferrous iron binding; iron chaperone activity; 2 iron, 2 sulfur cluster binding. Gene Ontology annotation, cellular component: mitochondrion. Bases 208 to 831 code for a protein of 207 amino acids. The transcript is spliced from 5 exons. NCBI's taxonomy places the organism in Eukaryota, Viridiplantae, Streptophyta, Magnoliopsida, Santalales, Ximeniaceae. The record is from RefSeq and is a predicted model, not a curated record. Gene Ontology annotation, biological process: intracellular iron ion homeostasis; iron incorporation into metallo-sulfur cluster.